This is a messenger RNA of Brassica napus (rape), 513 nucleotides long. RefSeq lists its product as uncharacterized. Bases 1 to 513 code for a protein of 170 amino acids. The transcript has a single exon. The record is from RefSeq and is a predicted model, not a curated record. NCBI's taxonomy places the organism in Eukaryota, Viridiplantae, Streptophyta, Magnoliopsida, Brassicales, Brassicaceae.
AUGGGGGACAUUGUUAUAGCGAAACCGAAGGAAGGAGGAGGCUCUUCUUCCACGAUAAAGUGCCCUAUGCUUACAACAACUAACUACACGGUCUGGGCAAUAAGGAUCAAACUUUUGUUAAAAGUACAUAAAGUCUGGGAUGCAGUGGAGAAUGAGUCAGAUAACGGAGAAAAGAACGACAUGGCCACAGCCCUAAUUUUUCAGUCCAUACCUGAAACACUUGUGCUGCAAGUAGGCGACCUAGAUACGGCGAAAAAGGUUUGGGAUUCGAUUAAAUCACGAUAUAUGGGGGCAGAUCGUGUUCGUGAAGCAAGACUACAUACAUUAAUGUCUGAUUUUGAGAGAUUGAAGAUGAAAGACAAUGAAUCUAUUGAUGAUUUUGUUGGAAAGCUAGCAGAAAUCUCAUCGAAAUCAACCGCUCUAGGAGAAGACAUUGAAGAAUACAAACUCGUGAAGAAAUUUUUGUCUAGUCUUCCACGAAAGAAGUUCAUACACAUCGUUGCAUCACUUUAA